AUGGAUGAACUCGAAGAACAGGUCCAGCAUAUGGAACUCAUGGACCAGGAGUUACAAGAACUCCGCGCCACCGAAGAGGAUAACCAACGACUCAGGGAAUCAAACGAGGAACUGAGAUCAGAACUCGACAAACGAGACCAGGCCGUCAAUGAAGCAGUUGAACUCAUCUGCCAGUUGGAAGCGAAGUUGGAAGCCCUUGAAGCUCAUAGGGAAGAAGAACGCCCUGUGACCGCCAGACCUUGCUCCAGCGACAGCACGGCCGCUGUGUUCACAUCUAGUUCUCCCCGGGCCCUCACGCCCAAGAACAAGAUAAUUCUGGAUGUCCCCGAGCGCACAUCUUCCCGCAGGGAUAAGCGGCCGUCGAUGUCCCGUAGCUACUCCAACCAGAUGGAGGUCCAUGCCCAGACUCCCACUCCUCCUUCAGGUGCCGUUAGACGUCCGCAGCGCCAACCCUCCUUUCUUCAAGGCGAGGAUAACAGUACCAGCGCAUUGAGGAAUGUAUAUAUGACGGAUUCAGACAAGUCUCGAACAACAUUCAAUGGCUUUUCCGCACGAGGGACCGAUGACGGAACACAUGAGAUUGAGUCUCCUAGGUUAAGCGCAUUGAGUGAAUGCAGCUAUUUGGACCCGCCACAAAGCCCUUCAGGCGCCUAUGGAUCAGGCCGUUCGAAGUUGAAGGUCAAUACUGAUAUUGCUAGUACAAAGGUUCCUGUUGAAGACUCUCGAUCCCCUCUGGACCGCUCUCACAGCGCAUCUAAGAAACCAACAGGCCUCUCACGUGUUGAACAUUGGAUGCAGCCUGGUGCGAUGGAAACGACAAAAAUAUCCAAGCCGAAUGAAACCCAUCAGCAAGAUGCAAUUCUACGAACGCCGACAAACAACCAAUUUGCUUUGCCUGGGGCUAAACAGCCUUCAAAAAGUUAUAACUUUGAACCUCCGUCUUUGGUCAUUCCUCAGUAUCAUGCUGCCAGACUCCCUCCCACGCCAGAUACAAUGAGCACAACAUACGCUGAUAUACGCAAUAAGUCCAACACAAGCAUCAUUGCUGAGCGAAACAGAUAUGACCGCUCAAGUACUAUUGGACGAACACUUUCCAUUGACCGCACUCUCGGACGCCGUCGGUCAGCAAACGACGUCGCUACUACACGACCUAGCACUGCAGAAACAAUUCUUUCCGAUGGUCUAGAGACAUGGAGUGACUCGACUCAGCCAGCCUUUAUCACUGACGAAGAGUACCAGAUGGCAAGCAUGUUUCCCUCCUUUGCGUAUACUCACCGUCCAGGUACCCGGACUUUAGACCCUGCCAUUCAUGCCGGCGCUGUCAAUGAGUUGGGCGUACUUAUACCCAAGAACAGGAGCCGUCAUGGUCGUGAAAAGUCUUCUCAGGAACAGAUUCGAAAGGUGUCCAAUGCCCCCUCCCUUACGCCCGAGGAUUGGCUAGAGGCUGCACUGCCUGCUUCUUCCUCCAACGAAAAUAAAGAUAUCAAGCCAUCCCAGCAUCUAUCCUCAGAGGCAAUCGAGCAAUCCACAGGCAAUGAACAGCAAAUCACUCCUGUGAACAACGGCUUCCGCAGCCGAGGUGCUCGUGUUCUUUCUGAGCUUCAACCCCGUCGGCGUAUCAACCUGCGUCCCCCAUUCUUCAACAAAACUUCUACACUUUCUCCUGCGAUCCGCAGCAAUUCCAUAGCAGGCCCUGCCUCAUCCGCUGGAAAUUCACCAGCGACAGGUCCUAAAACCCCACAAAACGACCACCACGACACACCCUCCCCCACCACCAACACAGGGGGCACAACCCGUAGACCAAAGACCUCAGAAACAAGCGAUCAUAAACGGCACAGCUCGCACGGUUUCUUUGGCUGGAUAAAAGGUUCCGGUACCGUCAAGGAUGCUGAUCCAUCUCUAACUCCGCCUGCUACGGCAACUUCUAUUCUAUCAGCAUACGCUCAUCCGCAAUACGAUCAACAGAAGGCUCCUUCACAUUCGCAAACACAAAGAACGCCUGUUCGGGGAAGUACUCGACCUCUCUCUGCACUAGCAUUUACAAAUGACCUCCAAACACCACGACAUAACAUCCCUCACACGUCCAAUUCCUGCGUCUGCAUUGCUUCUCGCAGACAGAAUACGCCGUUUAUCCCUGUCACGCUUUCGAACGAGUCACAGAUAUCGCAUUCCUGCGCCCCCCCGCCACCCACACAGGGACGCAGACGCAGGCUCGAGUCGCUUAUCAGCUUCAUUCCCUUCGUCCUAAUCUCCUCCUCCCUCCUCUUCGUUCUCUCCGAAAGGCUUGUCCUCGAUGGUUGCGCGAGCCUGACCGCUACCGUCGCUUGA
Trichophyton rubrum CBS 118892 is the source of this 2328-nucleotide messenger RNA. RefSeq lists its product as uncharacterized. Bases 1 to 2328 code for a protein of 775 amino acids. The record is from RefSeq and is a predicted model, not a curated record. NCBI's taxonomy places the organism in Eukaryota, Fungi, Ascomycota, Eurotiomycetes, Onygenales, Arthrodermataceae. The transcript has 2 exons.